CCGUCUUCCCCACCUCGUGGGCUGGUUUUGGAAUGCGCAGUCGGAAUCCCGAAUGGUGGUUCCUUCCGUCUUGUCUGAUUGUUCGGUACCAGCGGACGCGCGUGCGAGUGGCGACGGAGCAUGAAAGUGGGUUCGGGUGAUCAUCACCCGUCACCCGCCUCGUGUGUUUUUUUUCUUGGGUCUUCAAUGGAACACGGAUGGCACUUGCAUCGUUCGAAGGAAUCGAUCGUUUUUGCUUUAGCGUGAAGAAAGUGCUCUUGAAUCAUGAGGCGAAAGAUUAGUUCGCUACUGCGCUCGGCGGGUUGGCCGCGUUUUCAUAGGAGUUCGAUUUCAGCGUACGUGGGAAGAGAAGUCAUCGAAUGGGCUUGAUGUCGCUUGUUGCCAAAACUCAACUCUGCUGGACCGUGCAUCGGAUGACUUAAUUGGUUUCGUGUUGGUAGUUUAGGCGAGGCUUGGCUGGUUCAUUCGCAAUGAUUGGUUGAGAGAAGUUAUAGCAGGCUGUCCCUCACAUGGAGGCGCAUUUAGGGAUGGACAUUGCGACUGAAGAAGACUAUGCUUCCCAGUCUCGAUUACUUAAAGAGUUCACUGACAUUCGCAACAUUGACAAGGCAUGGAUAUUUAAGUCCGAAAAUGGAAAAGGCUCCAAGGGUAUGUUUUCACUUAGCCAGCCAGAUCUUCUGGCAAACAAGAUGAGGAAAUUCAUCCUAUCUGCUCAUAUCUCCAGCGAAACUAGCAAAUCCACAACCUUUCAAUGGGCCCCAUUCUCCGUCGAGACGGAAAACGCUUCUAUUAUUGUUCCUUCACCCUCGGGCUCCAAGCUUCUUGUAGUGAAAAAUUCUGAAAAUGAUUCUCCAACUCGAUUUGAAAUCUGGGGUUCAUCUCAGUUGGAGAAGGAGUUCUGUGUUCCCCAAUCUGUCCAUGGUUCUGUGUUUACAGAUGAUUGGUUCAAGGGGAUAUCUUGGAGCCACAAUGAAUCUCUCAUUGCUUAUGUUGCGGAAGAGCCGGCUGCUUCCAAGCCCAACUUCGACAGUUCUGGCUAUAAAAAGGGUAACUCAAAUGAAAAAGAUUGUUGCAGCUGGAAAGGUCAAGGUGACUUUGAAGAGGAGUGGGGGGAAACAUAUGCAGGAAAAAGGAAGCCAACUCUCUUUGUUGUCAAUACUAAGAGUGGAGAAGUACGAGCUGUUCGAGGAAUCACGAGCUCUCUUAGUGUUGGCCAGGUCAUAUGGGCACCAUCGGAUGAAUAUAUGGUUUUAGUUGGGUGGUCAUCAAAUCUAAGGAAGUUUGGCAUCAAGUAUUGCAACAACAGGCCUUGUGCAAUAUAUGCGGUUAAAAACCCAUUCCAUCAAUCAGAAGCUGAUAAAGUUGAUCUCAAAGCUGAUGCUGGUGAAGAUUCUCCUUUGUGUAAUUUAACGCAGAGCAUCGGUAGUGCUUUCUUUCCGUGUUUCAGCCCGGAUGGGAAGUACCUCGUCUUUUUAUCAGCUAAGAGUGGAGUGGACUCUGGAGCGCAUUGGGAUACUAAUUCACUCCAUAAAAUAAAUUGGCCAAUGGAUGGGAAACUGAGCCUACACAGAAGUAUUGCCAAUGUGGUCCCCAUCAUCAUGAAUGCUGAAGAAGGGUGCUUUCCUGGGCUUUACUGCACCAAUGUGCUUGCUAACCCGUGGCUUUCUGAUGGAUGCACAAUGAUCCUGACUUCCUCAUGGCGGAGCAGUGAAGUGAUACUUGCGGUUAAUGUGCUAAAUGGCAGUGUAUCACGAAUCAGCCCUAUGGAGUCGGAUGCUUCAUGGGAAAUUCUUGCUCUUGAUGGGGACAACGUUAUUGCUGUUUUUAGCAGUCCGGUAGAUGUGCCUCAGCUCAAGUAUGGUUAUCUUAUUGAUAAAAUACCAUCAAGUGCUUCAUGGAGUUGGUUGGAUAUUUCAAGUCCAAUAUUCAAAUGUUCUGAGAAGGUAGAAAUGUUGCUUGCGUCUUGUCAAUUUAGGCUAAUUAAAAUUCCAGUCAAGGAUGUUUCUACUUGUACAACAAGAGGUGCUACAAACGACUUUGAGGCAAUUUUUGUAUCAUCAAAAUUGAAAAACGACGUGCCUGAUCCACUAAUCGUGAUCCUUCAUGGUGGGCCACAUUCUGUCUCCACUUCAAGUUUUUCAAAGUCCGAGGCUUUUCUGUCUUCACUUGGAUUCAGCUUACUAAUUGUGAAUUACAGAGGUUCAUUAGGAUUUGGUGAGGAAGCAUUGCAAUCACUACCGGGAAAAGUUGGUUCACAGGAUGUCAAUGAUGUACUUACAGCAAUAGAUCAUACCAUCGAGAUGGGACUUGCCAAUCCAUCCAAAAUAGCCGUGAUUGGAAUUUCUCAUGGUGGCUUCUUAACCACCCAUUUGAUUGGCCAGGCACCGGAUAAGUUUUGCGCUGCUGCCGCAAGGAAUCCUGUUUGUAACCUCGCAUUAAUGGUCGGCACUACAGAUAUUCCCGAUUGGUGCUACGUAACCUCAUAUGGAGUCAAAGGGAAGAAUAUUUUCACAGAAGCACCUUCAGAAGAACACUUGAGUCUCCUAUAUAGCAAGUCUCCCAUCUCACAUGUUCAUAAGGUCAAGACACCUACCCUUUUCCUUCUUGGUGCUCAGGAUCUCCGAGUCCCAGUCUCUAACGGGUUACAGUAUGCCCGAGCACUAAGGGAGAGAGGAGUAGAUUGUAAAGUCAUCUUAUUUCCCCACGAUGUUCAUGCUAUUAAAAGACCACAAUCUGAUUUUGAAAGCUUCCUGAAUGUUGGAGUAUGGUUCAAAAAGUACUGCAAAUGAGCAAGAGAAUGAAGCUGCGCCGUUGCUGUUUGGAUAACAGUCCGGAUGCCUCAAAUGUGGUAUUCGGUCAUUGUCUAGUAAUAUUAUUUGACAAAAUUAUUGUUCAAUUAAGAAGGACAGAAUCCUCAACUCAUGAUAUAUGGCUUGCUCCUAAUGAGCAUGCGUAUUGCGCUAUUCCUCUUCUACUUUUCGGCCAAGCCGGUCCUCGUUUUGUAGUAAUAAGAUCGACACUGGAUGCUUGUAAAUCAAAUAUGCUUCUUUAACCAAAUUUAUGAUGUCCUUCAGC
This is a messenger RNA of Syzygium oleosum, 3075 nucleotides long. Its product is annotated as acylamino-acid-releasing enzyme-like. Bases 510 to 2789 code for a protein of 759 amino acids. The transcript has 18 exons. NCBI's taxonomy places the organism in Eukaryota, Viridiplantae, Streptophyta, Magnoliopsida, Myrtales, Myrtaceae. Gene Ontology annotation, molecular function: serine-type endopeptidase activity. Gene Ontology annotation, biological process: proteolysis. The record is from RefSeq and is a predicted model, not a curated record.